AUGGGCCAUCUGAAAGGUUUAUCAAUUGCGAAGGGUGCUCCUGUUAUAUCCCACCUUCUUUUUGCAGAUGAUAGCUUGCUAUUCUGUCAAGCUACAGAAGACUCUUGCCAGGCUGUUAAUCGAGUACUUGAUCAUUAUCAUAGAGCGUCAGGACAACUUCUGAAUACUGAGAAAACUGUUAUGUCAUUCUCACCUAAUGCUACUCAAGGUAUUCGUGAUCGUUUUCAUAAUGUGCUUGGCAUCCCAUCGUAUGCUGGUAAAGAUAAAAAGGAGCUUUUUAGUGGUAUCAAAGAUCGUAUAUGGAAACUCAUGAAUCAAUUGCAUGCUAAGCUCUUUUCUAUCGGUGGCAGGGAAGUACUAUUAAAAGUUGUUGUCCAGUCAAUUCCAACUUAUGACAUGAGUUGUUUCAGUCUACCGAAUAAAUUUUGCAACCAAUUAGAGUCUAUAAUGGCUAACUUUUGGUGUGGUUCCAAUACAAAUAAUUCAAAAAUACUUUGGAAGAAAUGGAAAUUCAUGUGCUCAAAAGCUGAUGGUGGAAUGGGCUUUCGAUCAUUCAUCCACUUUAAUCAGGAUCUUUUAGCAAAACAAGCAUGGAGAAUAUUGGAUAUCCCUGAUUCUCUUCUGGCAAGAGUAUUUAAAGCCCGUUAUUUUAAGAAUGGUGAUUUUCUCUCGGCACAAAAAGGCACUCUACCUUCUCUCACCUGGCAGAGUAUAUGUGAUGGUAAAAAGUUGUUGUUGAAAGGCCUAAGAUGGAAAAUUGGUACAUGGAAAAAUGUACGGUGUGCAACGGAUCCAUGGUUACCUGGAAAUACUUCUUUUACUCCUUAUUAUUAUGGUGGUGAUCCCCUCUUCACAAUUGAACACUAUAUCUCUUUGAAUUGGCAAUGGGAUACUUUUCCCCAAAAAAGUCAAAUUUUUGCCUGGAGACUAAUCAAUGAUGCACUUCCUACCUCUGUUAACCUUGCUCAUAGAAAAAUCACUUCUUCUACUGCCUGUGCACGUUGUAAAUGCAGCUGGGAAUCAGUUUUGAUAUUUUUUUCCCACGUUGCUGCUGCCCAUAAUGAUACUGAUUUAGAAUUGAUUACAUGUCUCAUGUGGUGUAUUUGGUCUGAACGAAACAAGGAGAUUCAUGGUACUAAGCCGAAAUCCGCAGACAUUAUCCAUACCUUUGCUGCCUCUCAUUUGGCUCAAUAUCACAAGGCUACAUCACAACAACCUGCUGCAACUGGUGCGAAAUUCAACAACAGCAACUCUCAGGCUCAUCAAGGGUCUCCACAUGCGAAGACACGACCUAAAUGGCAUCCACCUGAAGCUGGUUGUUUCAAAUUAAACGUGGACGCUGCUUGUGAUAAUGCAGGAGCAGUAAUUGGUUUUGGAGCUUUAAUUCGAGGUCACUAUGGCAAUGUCAUUGCUGGUCUCUCGAAGCCUUUCCGAGGGUGUUUUUCUCCUAAAGAAAUGGAAGCUGCAGCAUUUUUUCCUAGUGUUAAUUGGGCUAUUCAGCAUCAACUACCAAUUCAUAUUAUUGAGACUGAUGCUCUUGUGGUAGUUAAUGCACUUAAUAAGACGUCUUCUACUAGAUUUGUAAUCCCUUUUUAUGAUUUGGUAGAUGAUAUUUCCUAUCUUUUAUUCUAUUUUCCUGGAGCAAAGGUAUCUCAUGCUAAAAAAGAUGCUAAUGAAGCAGCUCAUGCUUUAGCUAAAUUUGCUCUUCGAUUGGAUGAAGAUAAAAUUUUGUUGGGGGAAAUUCCUUCUCCAAUUUCUUCUGUUGUUAUUAAUGACUCUAUUUUUUAA
Molecule: messenger RNA, 1788 nt
Organism: Cannabis sativa
Lineage: Eukaryota; Viridiplantae; Streptophyta; Magnoliopsida; Rosales; Cannabaceae
Exons: 4
Coding region: 1-1788 (595 amino acids)
Molecular function (GO): nucleic acid binding; RNA-DNA hybrid ribonuclease activity
Source: RefSeq, a predicted model, not a curated record